Messenger RNA from Mus caroli (Ryukyu mouse), 1873 nucleotides. Lineage: Eukaryota; Metazoa; Chordata; Mammalia; Rodentia; Muridae. The record is from RefSeq and is a predicted model, not a curated record.
CGCUCGGCUGUGACUGUUGCCCGGGCAACAGACGGGCCUAGCUUCCCCGGCGCGGGCUACUCCGCUAGGCCAUGGGGUCGCGGGGUCUCCCGCCGCUCCUGCUGGUGCUCCUAAACUGCUGCACCUCUUCGAGCACCCAGGUCGUUGCCACCCCGGCUGCGGCCACCCCGGCAGUGACGAAGGAGGAUCUCAAUUCCACCAAGGCUACCCCCACCACUCUGCAGCCCUCCCAGUCGCCUAGGACCCCGGGAACUCCCAGGGCACCGGAGCGCUCUGGCCCCAGGCCCACCCCGGUCGCGGACGUUGCUGCUCUGUGUGUCUGCGACCUGCUUCCGGCACAGUGUGAUGUCAACUGCUGUUGCGACCCUGACUGCAGCCCUGCAGAUUUCAGCGUCUUCUCUGCCUGCUCAGUCCCAGUUGUCACGGGUGACAGGCAGUUUUGUAGUCAGAAGGCAGCCUUAUACUCAAUGAAUUUGACAGCAGACCCACCUCACCGUGACUUUAAACUCAUUGAUCAGAUCAAUCCUUCCAUCUUCUGCAUCCAUAUUUCAAACUACAAGCCUGCGCUGUCUUUUGCUAAUCCAGAAGUGCCCGAUGAAAACAAUUUUGACAGACUGAUGCGGACAUCAGGUGGCUUUACACUGAGUGCCGAAUCAGCUGUUCCUUCCACAGCCACAUCAGAUGGCCCACAGCCCACUAAAUACGAGUAUGGAGCCCCUCUGCAGACUGCAGGCGCAUCUUCAGGGUCAUUUCUGAAACUGCCCUCGCCUCUCACGUCAUCUCUGUGUGCAGAUCAGAACCCCGCAGCGUUCCUGGUGAGCCAGGCCUUCGAAUGCAGCCGAAGGGUGGACAUAGAACAGUGUGAAGGAAUGGAAGCCCUCAGCAUGGCUCAUUACAGCAGCCCUGCCAUUCUGAGGGUACCUAAUUCAACGACACAGGUCUCCAUCAAGAUCCAGUCUGUAAUGUAUCGGUCUCUGAAUCACACACUGACGCAGUUAGAAGGCCAUGGUGUCCUGCGGCCAUCUCUGGUCAGCACUGGGCAAGACAGACUCUGCAGCAACGUUGUUCUCCAGGUGAAGUACAGUCUGCUGUACACAGCCACAGGCCAGAUCCACGAAGCCGGCCUCUCCCUUGUUCUGGGGACACUGAGCAGCGCUGUGAGUCUCCUGCAGCAGAAGUUUGAGAUUCACUUUAUUCAGCAUGGCACCAAGCCCGUUCCUCUCAGCGGCAACCCUGGUUACAGGGUGGGACUCCCGCUGGCUGCUGGCUUUCAGCCUCAGAAGGGGUCUGGGAUUAUUCAGACAACGAACAGACAAGGCCAAUUUACUAUUCUUCGUAGCACGAGCCAGCAGGAUUGCCUUGCCAGCGAGGGGCUCCGCACCCCUGUGCUAUUUGGCUACAAUGUGCAGUCUGGCUGUCAGCUCAGGUUGACAGGCACCAUCCCUUGUGGGCUUCUGGCACAGAAGGUGCAGGACCUGCUGAGAGGCCAGGCCUUCCCUAACUAUGUGGCUGCCUUUGGGAACUCCCGGGCCCAGGAUGUGCACGACUGGGUGCCUGUGCACUUUGUCACCUACUCCUCCAACAUGAAGGGCUCUUGCCAGCUUCCGGUGGCUUUGGGUAUAGAAGUGAAAUGGACUAAGUAUGGGUCCCUGCUGAACCCCCAGGCCAGGAUAGUAAACGUCACUGCCCAGCUCGUCUCAGUUCCAGAGCCCCUCCCAGGGCCUGAGAGGACCGUGGUCAUUUCCACUGCAGUGACAUUUGUGGAUGUGUCAGCCCCUGCAGAGGCAGGCUUCCGAGCCCCACCCACCAUCAACGCCAGGCUGCCCUUCAGCUUCUUCUUCCCAUUUGUGUGAUGAGCUGACCCCGCAGGAGU